Molecule: messenger RNA, 426 nt
Organism: Naegleria gruberi
Lineage: Eukaryota; Heterolobosea; Eutetramitea; Acrasida; Naegleriidae
Exons: 1
Coding region: 1-426 (141 amino acids)
Source: RefSeq, a predicted model, not a curated record
AUGAGAGAUUCUGUAUCGGAAACUGAUUGGGGAAUGCAAUUGCAUGAAGGCUUUGUUGCCAUGUUGGAAUCUGGUUUAUUUUGUAAAGUUCUCUUGAAUUUUAGGUGGACUAAGCUUUCAGAAGCUAUGGCAAAAUUACUAACGAAAGAAUCUAAAUGUUUGGAUUUAAUUUCACAAUUGGAAGUUUUUGAUUGUGUUGGGCGGGCAGAAUCAUUAAUUUUGAACGCAAAUUGGAAACAACUUUCAGUAUUAACAUUUUCGCAUAAGAGCACGAUUCCAGCAAAGAAACAAGAAAACCAAUUGGUAGAUUUUACAAAAAUUGUAAAUUUGGAAGUAUUUGAAAUGGGAGAGAAUAUUAGAUUUGAAUUUCCAAGGAACAAAGAGCAUUAUUUCCAAUUUGAAAGAAUUGAAACUUGCAAGACAUGA